Molecule: messenger RNA, 1230 nt
Organism: Psilocybe cubensis
Lineage: Eukaryota; Fungi; Basidiomycota; Agaricomycetes; Agaricales; Agrocybaceae
Exons: 5
Coding region: 1-1230 (409 amino acids)
Biological process (GO): protein phosphorylation
Molecular function (GO): ATP binding; protein kinase activity
Source: RefSeq, a predicted model, not a curated record
AUGUCUGAUUCACUCAUGGAUGCAGAGGUAGAAUGGGUUAAGUUACAACCUGUGCUCCGCGAUUCUGGCUAUAUGCUACGCCCCAGGUAUCAUCCAUCGUGGAAACCAUCGUGGCAAAAGCGUCGGAACUUUUACAAAUCCAUGAAAGAUUGUGAAGAUUCAAUUGUACUAGAGACUCCUGCACAGAGGCACAACGUUAUAGAUGCUGUUCGUGUUAAAGAUGGCCUCAAAGUCGUGAUAAAGAGGUCGACUUUUGAGCAUGACAACAUAUCGCUGCUACAGCAUCUAAACUCGGAUGAGAUGCGCGCAGAUCCUCGCAAUAAUGCAGUCCCUCUUCUGGAAGUGAUAUCUGUUCCGAUAUCCGACAAGGACAAUGAUUCAAUGCACAUAGUGCUUCUUGUUAUGCCCCUUCUUGCUCCAUUGGUGUCUGGUUACAUUCCAUUUCGACAUUUUAGAGAGGUUACACACGCUCUUAACCAAAUUUUUCAGGGAGUUGAGUUUCUACAUGACAAUGGCAUAGCUCAUCGGCAAAUGCCCAGGGAUGCAUGUAUGCUCAAUUUUAUGAUGGACCCGACUGACGUGAUACCUGGAGGCUUCCAUCAUUCAAAACAGUACGCAAAACCGGAUGGCAAAACCUCCAUCGAUAUCAGAGAUCGCUGCACAGUGCCAACGAUCAAGUAUUAUAUUAUUGACUUCGAAACUGCUUCAUACUUUCCACCGAACAGUCUGUGUAUUGGCCGCUAUGGUCAGGAAAAGGCGGCCCCCGAAUUCUCGAAUACUAUACCUUUUGACCCUUUCAAACUUGACGUAUACCAACUUGGGAUGCUGGUACAUAGGUUGAUACAGAGAUACGAUGGCCUGGAACUUCUUGUUCCCCUCCGUGACUCGAUGACCCAGAAAGAACCCAAGUUAAGACCCAACGUUUCACAGGCUCUUAAGAUGCUGUAUAAAAUCAUAUCGUCACUGGAUGAAGACAGUCUUUCUCAGGAUCUCCGGCAGCGAGAUAUAUUCUAUGAACUAAUAAGUGAAUUUAAAAGAGUACCCACUACAAAGGAGUCAGUAGCGCAACCGGAGACAUUACCCCUUCAAAAAAAAACACUGCAUCCUCAACAAGACUCAGUACCUCUUCAGCAAGGGGACCUUUCUCCAAGUAGCCGCCGAUCCACGCACGUCUGCAAGCGAGGUCUUUCGACUUUCACCAAGUUGAAGGCAUUGAUUUUUUCACUAUAG